This is a messenger RNA of Oldenlandia corymbosa var. corymbosa, 2271 nucleotides long. Lineage: Eukaryota; Viridiplantae; Streptophyta; Magnoliopsida; Gentianales; Rubiaceae. The record is from the annotation of a GenBank genome assembly.
AUGGGGUUUGGCAGGAGAAAUGAUGAGCCAAAUCCACCUGUUCCAUUACAGGAUCAUGGACAAGGUGCUUUCCAAAUCAGGGAAGGUGGAGGUGUUGAUGGUGGGCAGGUGUAUCCUGCUGCACCUAAUGGUUCCACAGUUCAGUUUAUGCCCACGCCAAAUGCGUGUCCUGCAAUUUCUUCAUAUCAAAGUAUGCAUGGAAUGUAUCAGUCUUAUCCUUAUGAUCCCAGUAUUCGCAGCAAUUCGAUGAUUGGUGUUACUGGGCCCAACUAUUUGCAAAGUCCACAGUUUGAUCCUAGUUUUGUAGCUGUUAGAGGGGGUUUGAGGAAAUUAGAUGGUUGCUUGAGUGGCUUGCAGAGCAGUCAGAUUAAUAGAAAUGUUGUUCCAAAUCAAGGUAGUUCUGCUGGAGGCUAUCAGAGGAAAGGUGAGGCAGAAGCAAGUACCGCAAAUUGGCCAUCACAGAUCACACCGAGUUCUUCAAACUUAGGAUGUGGUGCAUCCAUACCAAACCAGGAUGCAGACAUUGUACUAGUUGGGGUUAAGAAUGAUAUCAAUUCCAGUGAUAUAGAUGCAGGAAAAGUUGAUGGAAGUUUUUUAACGUUAGGUAGGGGAAGUAAUACCGAGGGAAAAACUCAAGGGGGAUUUCAUCCCAGAGAAGUUGCCCGUAAUUUGGGGGAAGCUGUUGGGUCUAGAAGUAGCAACUCCUAUAUUCGACCUGCAACCAAUGUAUAUCAUAACUCGACUAAUGACUUGUCUAGUUUUAACUCCAAUUCAGAGUCACGGACAAAAAGGAAGUUCGAUUCUCGAGAAGUUUCCAGAAGACUUGGGGAAGCUCCUGUUCUCAGAGCAUAUCCAGUCGAUGAUGGAGUCAUGCAGGCUGCUACUGUCGAUCCAUAUUUUGGUCGUCAGCUUCCUGGGCCCUUUAAGCAACGACAUAUCAUUGAGAAUGGUUGUGACAGUACAGAUGUGCUGGAUAACUCUAUAGGAAAAGAUUAUCUGCAACAAUUUUAUACAUACCCUCAAGGUGGUCCUCCUCCAUCCACACUUCGGUUAGAUAACACUUAUUCUGGCCUUCCUCCGUCUGGAUACACCAGACCACCAGAUUUGGCAUCAGAAAGUUCCCAGCAUGCAUGGAUCGCCAAUCCUCCAACCAGAGACCUAUUGGGCAUUUCUGAUCCUGGUGAUGUUACGUCCUCCUUGGUUUGCAAUUCAAGCAGUGCUAGAGGUAGCUAUGUCACGAGGGACUAUUUAGGUGUCUCAACAUGUCCAUCUAAGGGUAAUGCAAUGCAAGCUGCUGGAAGUGGGCCUCAGUCAACAGGUCGUUUCCCUUCUACUCUUGGAGCUAAUUCUGUGCAUGCAUUUGGAAGUGCUGGCAUCCCUAUAACACAAAGCAGUCCCAACGUGCCUGCAAUGGGUGCUCCAUUUCCUAGGAGACUGGGGGUACAACUCAAUGAUACCUCUGCAGGUGCACCUGCUGCUAUUCAAUCUUAUAAUCAGAGUUUGUUAUCUAUGAGCAUGGCAUCCCAGACCAACAGUGUCAGCAGGUACCCAUCCCGGGAUCCUAGGGCAUCUCAGGCUGCAAAUUUUGUUCCUGCUCCUGUUUCUGGUCAUUAUCAAGCGCGUUUGCCUACUCAAUCCAGCUUACAGAUGCCAUCUUUCAUGACUGGUACAGGCCUGGUGCAGCAAGCUCCUAGCCCAGUUCUGGUGCCACAAUCUCCUAGUCCGGUUCCAGUGCCACAAGUUCCUAGUCAGGCUCCGGUGCCACAAGCUCCUGGUCGGAUUCCUGUGCCACAAGCUCCUGGUCGGAUUCCGGUGAUUCUUCCUCGAGGCAUGCAUAGCCCUGGUCAGAUGUAUUCCAAUUUUAGACCCGGUGGGCCAUCUCAAGUUUAUGGCCGUGGUGAUUACCAAUCUCUAAAGAGAAAAGCAAAUGAAUCCGCUAGAGUACUUUCCUGGGGUCAGAAGAAGAGGUUUAUUCCUGUUCCCCCCCACUCUGUGAUGGGCAUACCAAUUGAUCCAUCCACUCCUGCUCACAUAAAAUGGACAGGUUCUGACAAUCCUUCUCGGUCUGAACCUAGUGGAUACAAGUGCCUAUUAUGCAAGAGGGAUCUCUCUUUUGCACCAGAAGGCCUGGACUCCCAGUCUGUGAACCCACUUGCUGUGGCAGUUCUUCCCUGCGGCCACACGUUUCAUGAGCAUUGUUUAGAAAUUAUCACCCCAGAUGAUCAAGCACGUGAUCCUCCAUGUAUCCCUUGUGCAAUUGGUGAGAAAUAG